Coccinella septempunctata (seven-spotted ladybird) is the source of this 2077-nucleotide messenger RNA. RefSeq names its product bromodomain-containing protein 4-like. The transcript has 5 exons. The record is from RefSeq and is a predicted model, not a curated record. Lineage: Eukaryota; Metazoa; Arthropoda; Insecta; Coleoptera; Coccinellidae. The coding region runs from base 53 to 2029 and encodes 658 amino acids.
AUGAUAUGUUACUAUAAUUCACCGUAAAAUAUAAUUUCUGCUUCCGUUCCACAUGGGGUCAAGAGUAAACAAACCCACGAUGACCCUCGGGGUUAACGACUCAACAAUCAACAUGAUCUGCAUCAUCCUCCAAUGCUUUUCAACCCUCGUUCGGUGCGAUGCAACCUUGGAUGAACAAAACUCCCUGAACAACCUUAACCCAGUGAACGACCACGAGAACAAUGAGGAAAACGAAAAAGAAAGAGAUCACGACAAGAGGACCAUCUUCAACUCCGAAGUGGACAACUAUGGUUGGGCCAAACACGUCGGUGUACACCCUUCAGGCUUCAAAUAUAUCCUUGGAAUCGGUCCUGUCGAUUUGAAAUACGUUCCUGUCAUCAGGAACCCCUUCAAGUUGAACCGUCCCAAAUGGCCGCCGAAGGUUUUCAAGCCGUUCAGACCGGUCAAACCUUCCCAUAACCACGUGUUCAAGCCUGCAAGACCUGUGGUGGUAAAUCAUGGUAUAGGGGUUCGUCCUUUAGGUCCAGUUUUCAGGCCGGUGGUUCCAUUGGUGAGACCUGCUCUGCCUUUCGGAAAACCGGUUAUGUUCAGGCCAGUUGCACCACCAGCUCCUCAAUGGCCUAACAAGUCUUGGCAACAAGAUGAGUGGAAACAGAAGCCUGCUUCUCCAAAACCUGUUGUGGGUCUAACCCCAGUAAAUCUUAUACCAAUUCAACCUGUCGUCAAACCUGUUCCGCCACCUCAAGCUGUUCCAGUGGUCCCGUUGCAACCAGCCAACCCUGUAGUAUCGGUUCAGCCAGUUCACCCUCCGGUGGUGCCAUUACAGCCAAUAAAUCCUGUGGUUCAAGUGCAGCCAGCACCUCAACCUGUGGUACCCUAUCCCACUACCAUUUCUACAGAUCCAUGGGUGCCUCUGGUGAAACCAGCCUAUCCUUUGGUACCUCAGCAACCGCUGCUUGAAGUCACCAAACCGAAUUUACCGGUUCUUCCACUUGGAGCCAGUUUUCCUUCUCCAAUCCUUCAACAGGCUCAACCAGGACCAGGUGUAGUUCUUCCAAAACCACAAUUGAUCCAUCAGAAUACUGCACCAGUUGUAGAAUUCCACGGCAACCAUCACCACCACUUCAUAUCUCCAAAUGGUUACAUAAACUUCCAUAAAUUAGCCUCCAUUCAGCCCCAAUACGCACCCCAGUUCACUCAGGUGCUUCCACAAAACGCACAAAUAUUCCCUACCGGCGUACAAUUCCAACAGAAUCCCCAAAUUUUGCCUUUCGACGCUGGACAACCGAUUCCAAAUGUUCCACAGUUCCAGCAUAAUGUUCCACAGGUGACGCAAGUGCAACAGUUACCAAGACCAGAGCAGCAAUAUGUUCCACAAGUGACGCAAGUCCAGCAAUUGCCACGUCCGGAACAGCAGUACUAUCCACAAGUGACGCCAGUCCAGCAAUUGCCACGUCCAGAACAGCAGUAUUUUCCACAAGUAACGCAAUUUCAACCCCAGCAGGAACAGCAAUACGUGUCACAAGUAACACAGUUCCAGCAGCUUCCAGGUCAAGAACAGCAAGUUACUCAAAUACAGCAAUUCGUCAAUCAGGGACAGCAGGGUUUCGAGGAACAGUAUCAGCCUUCUCCGGCUCAUGGUCAACUUCCUCUUGAAGGAGAAUCUCAGCAACAACAGAAUCUACAGAAUCAAUUUCUCUCAAAUUCCCAAUCGAACUUCUUCUUCCAAGGACAAGACCAGCAGUAUGUACCAGAUAACGACCUUCAGCAACAACAAUUCCAGAGUUCCAACAGCAUCCAACCUGGUCAAACUGACGUCCAAACACCUCUUUACCUACCUCCACACAACACCUACAAUCCACAAGUAGAAACCUUCAACAACGCUUUCAGUUCGCAGUUUGUUUCGAAUCCAGACAAUGGCCUGAGACCAUCGGCUACAUUGGAAGCUCCUUACAAUAAUUUUGGAUAUAACAGAAGGGAAGAUGUUGGUGAAGAUGCGGAAGAAGAUUCUACUGGUGGAAGUAUUUGAACUUAGGGUUUUUGUUGUGUUCAGUUGUUGACUAUUUUGUAAAUAUUG